Messenger RNA from Naumovozyma castellii, 1056 nucleotides. RefSeq names its product ubiquitinyl hydrolase 1 (gene MIY2). The transcript has a single exon. NCBI's taxonomy places the organism in Eukaryota, Fungi, Ascomycota, Saccharomycetes, Saccharomycetales, Saccharomycetaceae. Bases 1 to 1056 code for a protein of 351 amino acids. The record is from RefSeq and is a predicted model, not a curated record.
AUGACCGAAUCAUUACAGUUUACAAUUAAAAACAUAGAAAUCAAGGGGACACCGUUUAAAAUACUUCUUCAGAAUGAGAACGGGCCCUGUGCAUUGCUAGCCAUUGUCAAUCUACUGUUGAUCUCACCUCAACAUAAGCGCAUAAACUACUCACUAACUGAGCUUCUAGAAAAGAAGACUAGUACGGUAUCCCUUGAUGAAGUGAAUCAAGUAUUAGCCAACAUUGCCCUACAGAGCAACACUGAAAUGAAAGGUAGUAAUGGGGCUGAUAUGGAUCAAUUAUUGGAAUUGCUACCGCACUUACAUACGGGUUUAAACAUUAAUCCCAAGUUCGAUGGUACUUUUGAAGAUUCGAAUGAAAUGGCUUUGUUUCGAAUGUUCAAGAUACCCAUUGUUCAUGGUUGGGUCAUUGAAACCUUAUCUAAGUAUUCGUACGAAUCUGCCCAACAGGUUUUAUUGAAGGCAGCUGAGGGUGAUGAGGAAGCAGUAGGGGAAGCUACUUUAAUUCAAUUAUUUUUCGAUGAGACUGGCACUCAACUGACGCAGAACGGGCUAGCAUAUUUAAAUACCAUUUUGGAGGAAAAGGGAUUUGUGGUAUUGUUUAGGAAUGAUCAUUUCUCCACCAUUUAUAAGGAGAAUAACCAAUUAUAUUCUUUAGUCACAGAUCUAGGCUAUAGAAGACGUAAAGACAUCGUUUGGGAAAACAUUAAAUCAAUUGAUGGAUCUGAAGAUACGUUCUGUGACGGUAAUUUAGACACUAUAGACUUGAAGAUGGGCGGAGAAGAAAAAGAUUUUAAGAUCAAGAAAAAUGAUAAUAAUAAAAAUAAUGAAUUUGAUCCGGAGCUGACCAGUAAAUCCUUAAAGGAGGAAAUGUUGCAAAUUGAAAACGAUAAAGAAAUAGCUAAACAGCUACAGCAAGAGGAAGAUAUGAAAUCAAAAAGGAAGAGCCAGAAGAAGAAAAAAGUAGUGAAGAGACAGUCAAGUGCAAUUCCGACUCCAAAAAAGGAUCCAAUAGCGGAGAAAAAAACAUCUGCUACUGAUUGUGUGGUUAUGUAA